Caenorhabditis angaria is the source of this 1449-nucleotide messenger RNA. Lineage: Eukaryota; Metazoa; Nematoda; Chromadorea; Rhabditida; Rhabditidae. The record is from the annotation of a GenBank genome assembly.
AUGGAGCCUCGUGAACCUCUGACCCUGCAAAUAAUAGUAAGUUUUUCUCUGCAAGAGCAUCAAAAUAGACAAAACAUUUAAUAUUUAGUGUAACAGAAAAGUGAUGUUCCAACUUAUGGAUAUAUAUUGGAGACGAAUAGGAGAGGAACGAAUGAAUAGAUCUGUAUUUAUGCCACCUAGAUUAGUAGAAAUGGUUUCAAUUCUAUCAAAGACACAGGUAAUAUCAACAACAAAAAAUUGGUUUUGAACUCAAAAAUGAAAAGAUUAUCUUGAGAAAACCUUUGAUUUCGCAAUCUUCUUUUUGGAAAUAAUUUUUUUCCCUUUUUCCAUGUCUUUGCAGGUGUGCAAAAAUAAGAAAAUAGUGUGAAAAUAAGAAGACAUCAGACAACUAAAGACGAUAAUUUUCAGAAAGCCUACCACGGAUUCUUAUGCAAAUCGUAUAGACGUUUCUUGGUCGAAUCAGAUUGUUAUAAAGAUUUUCCAUCUCUUACAAGGAAAGGUUUUCAAUGUUCCCCCAAGGAAAAAAUCGAGAGUAUGUGGAAUGUUGAGGGUUCCCAUGGGUAAGAAAAACCCUAACGGGAAUAAGGAGAAAAAUGCCUUGUUUUAGAAAAUUUUGGUGUUAUUGAUUUUUGCGAUGAAAUUUUUUUAGAAAAAUCGAAACUUUUCAAAAUUGAUGAAAAAUGUCAGUCUAAAAAUCCAUUUGUAGCGCAAACGGCGUACUUUAGUAUUACUUCGACUAAAAUUAGGAAUAAAAUAAUUUUGGUCCCAAAAGUCCACUAAAUCAAAAAUCCAGUUUGAAAAAUUCAUAGAAAAUCAACGUUUUCGUUGUGAAGGAGAAGUUUGUGUGAAUCGAGAUUAUGAUUUUUGGAUUCUACGGACCAAAUUACGUCUGUUGACCGUCAUAAAUUUUUCAAGUUCCGUUCAUUUGAAAAUGGAAAAAAUUAUUUUUUGUGUUUUUUGGUGACCAUUUGAUCAGAAAAACCCCGACUAAAAAAACCAAAUUUCAAAAAAAGUCUAAUUUUUUGAUAAAAAGUUUCACAAACACGUAAUCGACCAUUCUGAACAACUUCCACGACUCAAAAAGUUCAUGAAAUAGAUUCAAAAUCGAGUUACAGAUGCUCUAAAAAUCAAAAAAUGGUGUAAAAAUCGACCUAAAAUUCAUUUUUUCUCGAGAAUAAGGCAUUUUUCUCCUUAUUCCCGUUAGGGUUUUUCUUACCCACGGGAACCCUCAACAUUCCACAUACUCUCGAUUUUUUCCUUGGGGGAACAUUGAAAACCAUUCCUUGUUAAAGCAAACAACAUGUUUGAUAUGAAACAAAUAUUCAUGUUUAUGGUUGAAAUGAAUCGAAGAGGUUGGUCAAAAUAUUUUUUUGUUAGAAAAAUUCUGAAAAAUUUUUUUCAGGAUUUCUCGUGUAUGAAAAGAAAAAGUCAACAGGAACUGCCAAAUGA